Messenger RNA from Alnus glutinosa, 1691 nucleotides. RefSeq names its product IAA-amino acid hydrolase ILR1-like. The coding region runs from base 117 to 1421 and encodes 434 amino acids. The transcript has 5 exons. NCBI's taxonomy places the organism in Eukaryota, Viridiplantae, Streptophyta, Magnoliopsida, Fagales, Betulaceae. The record is from RefSeq and is a predicted model, not a curated record. Gene Ontology annotation, molecular function: IAA-Ala conjugate hydrolase activity. Gene Ontology annotation, cellular component: endoplasmic reticulum. Gene Ontology annotation, biological process: auxin metabolic process.
GUUGACUUUUUAGAGCUUCGAAGAUCGGUCUGAUGGUACACUCCUGGUGAAUCCAACAGUAAAAUCGAUCCCCAAAUCUUCCAUUAAGGUCUCUCUAUCUUCUGGGAGUCUCCCCGAUGGACUUAAUCUUAUGCUUGUUAUUGUUAUUAUCAUCGGUAUUCUUGUACCAGACAUGGGGCUUGGAAGCUCAAACGGGGUCGGAGAUCGGGCCGCCGUUGACUCGUGAGUUGUUGGAGUCGGCGAGGGAUCUUGAGUUCUUCGAGUGGAUGAGAGGGAUUCGGAGGAGAAUUCACGAGUACCCAGAGCUGGGAUUUGAGGAGCACAAGACGAGUGAACUCAUCAGGGCCGAGCUGGACUCUCUCGGGAUUGAGUACAAGUGGCCUGUGGCCAAGACAGGCGUCGUCGCUUCUAUUGGGUCCGGUGGGAAACCAGUUUUUGCUCUCCGAGCUGACAUGGAUGCCCUCCCUCUCCAGGAAUUGGUCGAGUGGGAGCAUAAGAGCAACAUUGAGGGCAGGAUGCACGCCUGUGGUCACGAUUCUCAUGUGGCAAUGCUACUUGGAGCGGCUAGAUUACUCCAAGGGAAAAGAGACCAAUUGAAGGGAACCGUGAAGCUUGUUUUCCAGCCUGGAGAAGAGGGUUAUGCUGGUGCUUACUACAUGUUGCAAGAUGGUGCUCUUGAGGACAUCAACGCCAUCUUCGCAUUACAUGUUCUGCCAUCGAUACCCACUGGCAUUAUUGCUUCAAGGCCUGGUCCAUUUCUUGCUGGUGCUGGGCUCUUUUCAGUCACCAUUAAAGGGAAAGGUGGACAUGCAGCAGCCCCACAUAAGAACAGAGACCCGAUUCUCGCAGCGGCCUUCUCAAUCCUUGCUCUCCAACAAAUUGUCUCUCGAGAGACAGAUCCUCUUGAAACCACAGUGGUGACAGUGAGUUUCAUAGAGGGAGGUAAAGCAGAAAAUGUUAGUCCAGAGACACUGAGAUUUGGUGGAACUUACAGGAGCUUGACCUCUGAAGGUCUCUCCUACAUCCAGCAAAGAAUUAAAGAGGUUAUAGAGGCACAAGCAGCAGUGCAUCGAUGUAGUGCAGUGGUGGACUUCAUGGAAGACACGCCAAUGCCUAUUCCGGUAAUGGUUAACGAUGAAGCAUUGUAUGAAGAUGCAAAGAAAGUUGGAGGGGCGUUGCUUGGGGAACCCAAUGUUCUGCUUGUACCAAUGAGCACAGGAUCGGAGGAUUUCAGCUUCUUCUCACAGAAGAUUGCUGCUACAAUGUUUGGGCUUGGGACAAGGAAUUAUACUCUGAAAUCAGAUCAGCCAUUGCACUCUCCUUAUUUUGUUAUUGAUGAAGAGGCUUUUCCAAUAGGAGCAGCUCUUCAUGCUGCUGUUGCAAUAUCAUUCUUGGAUGGCCAUGUUGUUGAGGCUCAUUGAGUAUUUCAGGAGCUUGGGUUUGUUGUAGUUUCUGUCAAAAUAUGACCAUUUAGAGAAACAAAAAGAUGAUGUCAAGAAAAUCAAUGUAAAUUUCAUAAGAGAGAACAACCAAAAGUGUAUUUUAAUAAUAGCAGUGAAAAAAAAAAAAAAAAAAACUAAAAUUAUGUGAAUAUGUUAGAAUACACCUUGAAGUCUGCCAGGAAGUAAUAAUGGAAUGAUGAGACAAAUUCGAAAAUUGAUUUUGAAAGAAACAAUCCCUAUUGAAUUUCA